This is a messenger RNA of Eruca vesicaria subsp. sativa (arugula), 594 nucleotides long. Lineage: Eukaryota; Viridiplantae; Streptophyta; Magnoliopsida; Brassicales; Brassicaceae. The record is from the annotation of a GenBank genome assembly.
AUGAAGAAAGCUACGGCGUUGAUGAAACAGAUCGUUGCGUUUUUGAGUUCCAUUGCAAAGGCUAAAUCUAUAGCGGUAAAGAACAAGACAAGUGCCUUCAAAACAAGACUCAUGGUGUUGUCUCUCGUGAAACACAAGAAGCUCGGGUUCCGUUCCAUUUCCAACAAGAUCCACAACCUCCUAGGCCAUUCUGAUCAAGACCAAGACCAAGAUAACAGCAAGGCUAUAAUCCUCUACAACAGUGGUGCAUCCACAGUGGCUCAUCAUGAGAGUUACGACGUCGUAGAGGAGGAAAACGACAAGUAUCCUGAUCUGAGGCACACGUUGUUCGAAGGAGAUGAUGAUUUUGGGGAGUUGGAGGAAGGUUCAGUGAUAGAUAUGGUGAAGAACUCGAAGGAAGAGGAAGGAGAGAGUUUUAAGCUAGAAGAUGAGAUUGACCAUGUAGCAGAUCUCUUCAUUUCGAGGUUUCAUAAGCAGAUGAAGCUUCAGAAACUCUUGUCCUUCAAGAGGUAUCAAGAAAUGCUAGCCCGAGGCACAUAAUUGGAGUCAGAAUAGAUUCAUAUUACGAUCUUUUGCUAACGUUCAUAUUUUGUG